This is a messenger RNA of Stereum hirsutum FP-91666 SS1, 1780 nucleotides long. RefSeq names its product cytochrome P450. The coding region runs from base 34 to 1563 and encodes 509 amino acids. Gene Ontology annotation, molecular function: heme binding; monooxygenase activity; oxidoreductase activity, acting on paired donors, with incorporation or reduction of molecular oxygen. The transcript has 13 exons. The record is from RefSeq and is a predicted model, not a curated record. NCBI's taxonomy places the organism in Eukaryota, Fungi, Basidiomycota, Agaricomycetes, Russulales, Stereaceae.
AAGACUUUCCUUCCCAGCACUUCUCUGUCCACCAUGGCGCUUCUCGCCAUCUUUCCCGACAACCGGGUGCUCGUCGCUGUGACCUCGUCUUUUGUGAUCUAUAUUCUGGUCAGGAAAAUUCGUGCUAGGAAGCAGCUUCCCUUGCCGCCUGGCCCAAAUCGUCUACCCAUCAUAGGGAGCGUUCACAAUAUUCCAUCUGAAUAUCCGUGGAUUGCCUUCAAGGAGAUGGCAGACGAGCAAUAUGGCGACGUCAUGUAUUUCGAGGCCCUAGGAAAGCCGCUCAUCAUACUCAGCUCUGCUCAGGCGGCGAAAGACUUGCUUGACCGUCGAUCGUCCAACUAUUCGACAAGACCGCAGAUGAUCAUGUUGAAGCUUAUGGGUUUUCAGUGGUCAAUGUCCACAAUGGCAUAUGGCGAUAUGUGGUCCAAACGGCGAAAACUGUUCAAUCAGCAUUUCAGCCCUGCCGUGAUACACAAAUACCAAGAUCUUCAGCUUCAGUCCACGCACCGCAUGCUCCUGAGUUUACUAAUUAACCCGGAUCAUUUCGAGGAACACGUCCGCUGUAAUUUUGGCUCAAGCAUCAUGAAAGCGGUCUAUGGCAUCGACGUUAAAAGCAUGAAUGACCCAUAUAUACACACAGCUGAGCAAGGUCUGACGGCAUUGGCGGAGGCCGCAAUGCCUGGACGGUUCUGGGUUGACGUAUUCCCCUGGUUGAUGUAUGUCCCUUCUUGGUUCCCUGGUCUUGAAUUCAAGAACUGGGCUGCGAAAGCAAGUGUCUUCAUCCGCGAUACUGCGAGGAUCCCUUGGAACGAUACGAAACGGGCUAUGAAACAAGGUAUUGCGAGGCCUUGUGUGGCGACGAGUCUCAUCGACGAUGUAGAAAACGGCCAGGUCGAAGACGAGGUCGCUCGAGAUGUCACAGGUAUCGCAUAUGCAGCUGGUGCAGAUACAACAACGUCCACACUGCUCUCGUUCUUCCUAGCCAUGAUCCACUUCCCGGAUGUACAACGCAAGGCUCAAGCUGAGCUCGACUCUGUCAUCGGCUGUGAUCGGUUACCAACGUUCAGCGACCUCAAGAACCUGCCGUAUUGUGCUGCAAUUGUCAAGGAGCUUACAAGAUGGAUGAUAGUCGCGCCUCUCUCUUUCACGCAUUCAAACGAUGAGGAGGAUGAGUACAAGGGCUACCGGAUUCCGAAGCACAGUAUGAUCAUGGUGAAUGCCUGGGGGAUUCUACAUGACCCAAAUAUGUAUCCUAAUCCUUCGGCGUUCCAACCGGAACGUUAUCUGAAGGGCGGAAAGCUCAACACCGAGGACGUCCUUGAUCCAGAAGAUAUCGCAUUUGGGUUCGGACGACGGAUAUGCCCUGGUCGUUACUUCAGCAACGCCGCUAUGUUCGCUAUUGUCGCCUCGGUGCUCGCGGUAUUUAACAUCGAGUCUGACGGUCCUUCCGUUCCACCACAACAAACUUCAUCUAUCAUAUCACAUCCUGUUCAUUUCAAGUGUAGUUUCAAGCCUCGGUCAAGGGCUUCAGAACAACUUAUCCGAAGCGUAUCAAACCAUUGAGUGUUUCCCCCUUCUGUACCUUCGUUGUAGUCUAUCUUGUUUUGUCGCAGAAUUAUACCCCAGCGGAUUCUUGUUUUUAUGACACUAUCAUGCACACGCAGACUCCGAGUCUUACGUUGCCUUUCUUCUCUCCUCUUCCUAAGCUUUUAGUCCAUAAGUCUACGCCUGUUCGCUUGCCUGUGUUCCACCAAGCUCAUCAUUAUUCCGUUUUUUGUUC